This is a messenger RNA of Durusdinium trenchii, 1317 nucleotides long. The record is from the annotation of a GenBank genome assembly. NCBI's taxonomy places the organism in Eukaryota, Dinophyceae, Suessiales, Symbiodiniaceae.
AUGGCGGCGCACUACAAGAGCCAGGUGGCUGAGGGCGAGAAGGUUGUGGUGCUCUACUACCACCGCUCUGUUCGGGACGACAAUGAAGAUCGAAGAUUAGUCACCUUGCUCCGACAGAAAGGAUUGGUUCCUGUCCAAUUGCCAGAUGAGAAGGGCCCCAGAGAAGACCAGCCAAGGCUGGUUGUUCGUCAUGGCAAGGUCUUCAUCACCGAGAAGAAGAGCGAGCAACGGACCCCAGACCGGAGCCGGAGCCCCAAGCGACAGGCCUCUCCCGCGCGGGGAGCUAAGGCAGCUGAGACCUCAGAGCCAGUUGGCCUCGUGGUGUUGCUCUCAGAGCCUACGGAUGUACAGCCGGGCCAUGCCAGCACCAAGCUCCGCUCCGCCAUCGACGAGGCACGCGCCCGCAUUGAAGCCUAUGAGGAUAUGGAGACCAAAGAGAAAAUGAAGGCGGCGAGGAAUGAAAAGUCCGUGGUCUCAGUCAAGAGCAAAGUCGACUUCUUGGACACCGAAGGGAACAAGAGCUCUCUUCAGAUGAAGGGUGGCAAGUUGAUCUGGACCUGGACAGAGAAAGGGACCAAAGAGAGUGAACGAGUUCAUGGACCGAUCCGCUACAAUGUGGCCACUGGCAAGUUGACUUUUGGUGAUUCUUAUCACUACAAGCCGGACGCCGAAGGCUUGAAGAAGUUGGAACAGCAAUGGGAACUCAGCAACCUGCCCAUUGAGGCACAGCGAGCUCACCUGGCAGCCAAGGAGCUGCGGGAGGCCGUAGAGCAGCUGGGCGGCGUGGUGGCGGAUGGGAAGACGGCGCAAAACCAGCUCUUUCGCAUGCUGCGAGCGGACGACAAAGAGGGCUGGCAGCGCCUGAUGGAAGGCAAACAAGGCGUCCCUGGCCUUUUGGAAGCAUACUACAAAGGCAAGGUGAAGGUGGCCAACGGCCCUGGGCUAAUUCUUGUGGAGGACAAGGAGCUUUGUGCCUAUAUGGACAAGCUGAUUCAACACUAUCUUGGAGAGGCACCAAUCUUGAAGACCAUCCCCACACGCUCCUUCGCGGCGGAUCCGCAGUUGCUACACACUGUCUUCGACAUUCCCAGCAACCAACCCAAUGUCGUGGUGAAGCGAGUUGAUGGACGUGGAGGCAAUGCCGUUUGGGUGGGCGCCAAGCUCCCAAGGAAUGACUUCCUGGCAGCGCGCCCGCUGGUGGCGGCCGAGCCGGAAGCGUUCAUCGUGCAAAGAUACACUGCCCUGUCGAAGGUGUGGCUGUGUCUCCUGUCCUAUGGUCGCGUGGAGUACCUGCAGAUGGUAGCAAUGGCAAGGUGA